Cryptococcus deneoformans JEC21 is the source of this 2561-nucleotide messenger RNA. RefSeq names its product expressed protein. Gene Ontology annotation, molecular function: transmembrane transporter activity. Gene Ontology annotation, biological process: transmembrane transport. The transcript is spliced from 14 exons. The record is from RefSeq and is a predicted model, not a curated record. NCBI's taxonomy places the organism in Eukaryota, Fungi, Basidiomycota, Tremellomycetes, Tremellales, Cryptococcaceae. The coding region runs from base 765 to 2387 and encodes 540 amino acids.
CCCGUCAUCAUUUCACCUUAUUUAGCUUUUCAGCUUCGUUCACCCCAAGAAAUUCCCCACGUAAACUGAUCGAAUCGCUGGUGUAUGACUCGAGAUAACAGGAUAAUAACCGGGGAAAGACAAAGUUGGAACAGCUUGUGGGCCUGGCCACCAGAAUAGAACUAUCAGCCGCCAUACGCUGCAAUACCACUGAUCGGGCCGUAGGAGGUUCACAUUAUGCUGAUCACAUGGUACCAUCUUUUGGACGUAUUGCAUGCCAUCUAGCCAACUGUUCAUUGGAGAAGAGCAUAUUAGAAAUUGCAUUAUCGUGUGCUCAAAAAAAGAAUCUAAUAGGAUAAUGUAGCGCUAAAGUGAGAUGUGUCAGACGACAGACAAGUAGUGGCACAAUAUUUUCAUUCACCACUUCUGUAUCCUCCGAAUGCCAUUCUUUUUCAAUUUAUUGACUCGGUUCCAAAGUAAGGAUCAUUGUAGUGUUGAUCUUAAAAAGGCUAUCUCUCUACGAAGCAUCAUCAGGAGACGACCACACAAAAAAACCCUGUCGUUAUCCGGUUAGGCCCUAUCGAGUUAUCAAGCCCUACAGUUUCCGUUAUUAAUAGUUAGGGUUACCCAUCUCCUGCGAAACAGAAUCAUUUUUAUCAAGCCUGUCAUUACUAGAAUACUGUUCCUUCCUGUUCAAAAUUUCGGCUUUACGAUAUACCACUUGCUUGCACUCGCUUUUCAAAAAGCUCCAUAUUCGUCCAGAGAAGCAGUCGGGCAAGGGAAAUAUGUUGAAGCUUACACGAUCUUUGGAUGGUGCUACCCCCUUACCUAUCACUCAAAUUGCAGUGCUUAUGGUUGUGAGGCUAGCUGAGCCAAUUUCUUACACGGUGAUCUUCCCGUUCAUCAACCAAAUGGUGGAGGAACUGCAAGUCACAGAUAAUCCUGAUCACGUUGGAUUCUAUUCGGGUUUAGUGGAAUCAGUUUUUGCGUUUGUUCAAUUCUUUACGGUAUACCAUUGGGCUCAAUUGUCAGAUUGUAUAGGACGAAAACCUGUGCUUCUGCUGGGAUUGACCGGGGUCGCUAUCUCUGGAUCCCUGUUUGGUCUAGCCAGUUCCUUUUGGAUGAUGAUUCUCUUCAGAAGUUUGAAUGGAGCGCUCAAUGGCAAUGUUGCGGUGGUGAAAGCAGCCAUUGGUGAUAUCACGGAUGAGAGCAAUUCCACAGAGGCUUUUGCGAUGUACGGACUUACCUGGACGGUCGGAUCUAUGAUCGGGAAUGCCAUGGGCGGUUUGUUGUCUCAUCCUUUUGAAAGAUUUCCCGAGUGGUUCGGCUCGGUAUAUCUAUUGCAAAGCUAUCCAUAUCUAUUGCCUUGCCUGGUCGGAGCUGGGUUAACGGUUCUAGGUAUUUUGUUUUCGCUCCUUUUUUAUCGGGAAUCGUUACCAGGCUUGUCAAUUCCCCCGAUCUCGUUAUCUUCUUCAUUCUUUAUCGACAGCAGGCUAUCACGGCGGCUAUCUUGGGUCCUUCCUUCUUCUUUUAGCAGAACCUCAAACCAUGAAAGGCAGGUUUCAACAGCGUCUUUGAUGUCAGAAACGGAAACAUUAGUAGAUUCCGAUACGAGGGACUUUCUUGCAUUGAGGAAGGGAAUCGAACUGGUGGAUGAAAAUGUUGAACAAGCAAAAGUAACCAGGUGGGGAUUCUGGGAACUAAUGAGGUUCAAAAAAGUCAAAAUUAUGACUGCUACUGUUUUCUUGAAUUCAUUUGUUCAAGGAGCCUGGAACGCAGCAGUGCUAUUAUUUUUCUUUGACAGAAAUCACGGACUAGGCAUGUCUGCUUCAGCAAUUGGUAUCGCAAUGGUUGCUUAUAAGCUGCUUUCUCUCGGUUGGCCAUUGGUUUGGAUUUUUAUGCCUCUCUUGCGGAACGUUCUUAUGUCAACGGAAUCGCCCCUUCCACCACUUCAAGACGUGCCGGACACAAAGACUAGUCACCACCGCUAUCACCCAGUAAUCUAUCCAGAAGAAAGAGCAUGGCCGACGACUAUUUGCGUGAAUCUUUACUUGAUGUUUGUUACUGUCGUGGGUAUGAGCUCCAGCCUCCUGAUGGUACUCGUGAACUAUGCCAGCCCUGACAAGACUGCACUUGGGGCUAUCAACGGGAUCGGCACAGCUGCGGGCUGUAUGGCUAGGGUCAUCGGGCCUUCUUCCGUCUCUGCUCUCUUUGCAUUCUCGAUGGAUGGUCAGGUCAUGGGUGGCAGGCUCUGGUGGAUCUUCAUGGUUGGUAUGUCACUCGUCAACUUCGGUAUCUGUAGCUUGGUUGCGUCCGACAGCAAUGGUACUCGUGGUGAUCUUGCCGACGAGUUCGAUGAAGAGGUGGAAUUGGAUUCGGGAAUAAGAGAGAGAGUUGGUGCAGAAUAAGAAAAAUCGCACAGAGAAACCGUGGAUCUACCCACAGAACGACAUUGUAAGAUUCUUUCUGCCCGUUACGCGCCUGAUGAAAUAUUUGUUGGAAUAUAAAUGAAUUUCUGUACGGAUAUGUUGAGCAGAUUAUAUUUUGUACCGUAGAAUAUGAUGGUUGGACGAAUGAACGAA